GCUGGAGCAGCGGAGGAGAGGAGGAGCUGGAAAAGCACCACAAGAGGCAGACGGCGCUCACAAAUGAGCAGCAAACAGACGGAGGCAGCAACAGCAAACACACCGAGAUCCAAGGAUCCGGAUCGGAACAGAACCGCUCCUGCGGGAACUUUAAGGUCUCUGAGCAUCAGCAGCACCGAAACACAUUAAAUCAGCCGGGCGGACAGGAUGCUGCUGUAACUCGGAGCGCCGGCGCCGGCAGGACGGGACGGCAGAGUAUCGACUGGGAGCUUCCAAACUGGGAAACCAGCGUGUCAACUUCCUGGAUCCUAUUCGCGUUUCCAGCUGAGCGGGUCUGGAACCAGAACCUCCCGAUUCUUCAGGCUGGACUGAGUCAAUGUUCUGAGCUCGACCAGAGAGAUCGGUGCAGCUUCGUCAGGUCGAAGGUUUCCUGGUGCGAAUGAGAGACGGGAAUCUGCCACAGGUCUGAACUUCUCAGGACUUCGACUGGAGAUGAGAUGAAGCCCGGAGCGGGAGGAUGUGACCGGCUCUGACUCUGCUGAAGUUCGGUUUGCUGGAGGCAUCAUGCUGGCCGCCGUCCUGCGGGGGGCGCAGUGGCCUGUGGUGGUUCUGAUGGUGUGUGUGGGGCUGAGUGCGGUUCGGGGCGCCGCCUGCCCGCCCCGGUGCCUCUGCACGGCGGACAUCCUGAGCUGCCUGGCGCUGGAUCUGGACCGGGUUCCUGCAGCGCUGCCGGCUGCCGCCGCCAUCUUGGACCUGAGCCACAACCGGAUCCAGCAGCUGGAGCCGGGCGGCUUCCAGGGGCUGCUGCAGCUGGAAGUGCUGCGGUUGGCCAACAACCAGCUGAUCGCCAUCCAGCCCGGCGCCUUCAGGAACUCCUCCGGACGCCUGAGACACUUAGUGUCAUCCAAUCAGCUGACGAUGCUGAACCAGAGCAACUUCCAGGAGCUGGCGGCGCUGGAGGAGCUGCUUCUGUUCAACAACCGGAUCCAGCAUGUGGAAAGCACCGCGCUGUCCGGAUUGACCGACCUCCGGAAGGCCUACCUCAGCCACAACCGCCUCACCGACUUCCCCUUCUUCAGCAUCCAGACAGGCGGCCACCGGCAGCUGACCCUGCUGGACCUGUCCUCCAACCGGCUGCCCAAGCUGCCGCUAGCGGACAUCUCCGGCCUGCCGCCGGCCCUGCAGGAGGCGCUCUAUCUGCACAACAACUCGCUGGUGUGCGACUGCGACAUGUUCGCCCUGUUCCAGCUGUGGGAGCAGAAAGGCUUCGCGUCGGUCCGGUUCUUCCGACAAGAGCACGUUUGCCAGGUUCCUGGAGUCCAGCGCAACGGCAUCAGCUUUAUCCUGCACCGGAGCUACUUCGAGUCCUGCAACGUGACAGCGGCGCCGCAACAGGAGGCCAGUGUGUCGGUGAGGGUGGGUGCGCCACUCCUGCUGCACUGCAUCACGUCUUUGUCCGGCCGCGCCGCCGCCUUCUUCUGGCUCACGCCGCAGCUGGAGUACGUGGCUCCGCCUGGGAACAACGGGUCCAUCAGGAUGUUCGCCAACGGCAGCCUGGUGAUGGCGGCGCCCCAAGAGCGGGACUCUGGGAUCUACGUGUGCGUGGCGAAGGAAAGGCGACUGAACGACUCGCGGGAGGUCAACGUGACGGUGCUGCCGCGGCCGGCCACUGAUGCCGCCGAGCCCUUCAACACGGGCUUCACCACCCUGCUGGGCUGUGUGGUCAGCCUGCUGCUGGUCCUGGUCUACCUGUACCUGACGCCCUGCCGCUGCCCGCCCCGCCCCGGGCCCCGCCCCCUGGCGGCCACCGCCCACAGCCAGGGCAAGGAGGGCGGGGCGGGCAGCGCCCAGUCCUCCAUCCUCACACCGACGCCGCCGGCGUCCACCGAGGGCCCCGGCCGCAAGAUCUAUCCGUCUCUCCCCUCCUCCCUCCAUCAGUAGCCCUUCAUCCUCCUCAUCCUCAUCCUCCUCCUGACAGGAAGCUGGGAGGCUUUCGUCAACAUGCAUGAGGAAAGCAGAAGAAGAAGUCUUCAUCACAGUCGUCUUCAUCACAGUCGUCUUCAUCACAGUCGUCUUCAUCAGUCGUUCAUCACAGUUUGCAUGAAAGCAGC
Molecule: messenger RNA, 2111 nt
Organism: Poeciliopsis prolifica (blackstripe livebearer)
Lineage: Eukaryota; Metazoa; Chordata; Actinopteri; Cyprinodontiformes; Poeciliidae
Product: amphoterin-induced protein 3-like
Molecular function (GO): protein binding
Source: RefSeq, a predicted model, not a curated record